CCAGAGAAAGAGCGCCGGACUCCUCACGCGGGGCUGCUGCGCCCUUUCCCUCUUGACCCUCACCUCUCAUCAUGCCUCCCAAACUUGAUCCCUGCCGUCACGAUGCAGCGUUUGCCAAGCUUUGCUUCAUUGGACAGCACACGCCGGCUCUGACUGGUCUGUUCGACGUCGACGACGCAUCUGUGACCUACCGGCCGCGCAAAGGCUCUCUUCCCGCGUUCCCGCCCGAGGCGCUUGCGAGUGGAGAGGCCUACCGCCGCACCUUCGACGAGGCCAUGGACGCCCAGCCUGUACUGGCAGCAGCAAUAGCCGCCGCUACAGCUGCCAAGGCAGGCCCGAUCCCCGACAACAAGCUCGGCUCGCCUGCAUCCUACCUUCCGCUCAUCUCGCGGACGCAGCUGAUCAAGAUGGCCGGCAAGCUGCCACCGGGCACUCUGGGCGCAUGCGUUUACGUGGUCCCAAGGCCCGGCGGCGGCUUCUACCUUGGGCAGACGGGCAACGCCUACGAUCGCUCCAAGGGCCACGCAACUGCACUGCGCAAAGCCUUCUCCUCGGCAGUGCGCCGCCAACAUCGCCUCGUGCCGUUCUUACUCCCGACUCAGCUCAAGACGGUGAAGACGAGGCUCUUCAACAUGCUCUUCCUCGAGCAUCUCGUGAUCCUCUUCAGCGGCGCGACACUUCAAGAGACCGGCGGCGCCAACCGUCGCUGCGUGGACUUCUCUCACGGCCGCCUUUUCACUGGGCCCCUCAACAAGCUGCUGUUUCGAGACCUGUACAUGUCCACGUUCAACAAGGUCUGCAAGACUGGCCACAUGCUGAAUGCCGCAGAGCGAAGUCGCUAUGGGGUUACGGUCAGCAGCCAGGCGAUGCGCGCAAUCUUUCAUGGUCGGUAUUACCAGGCUUACACGCAGGGCCUGCCGCCACAGGACAAGGCAUACGCGCAGUACGCUUUGCACCUGGACGAGAGAGCAGAACUUCGCGAGUUCAUGCGGCAGUCGGAAAUUGAGGAGGCAAAGAAGGCCGGCGCUUCGAAGCCGCGCCUAUACGGGGCCGCUCGGCGGGAAGCCGAGGAGGCGGAGAUGAAGGCCUGCGACCGGAUCAUCGACUCGCGAGACUCGACGCAGGACGAGAAGCGCGAGGCGAUGAGGAAGAUCGUGGCUCAGGGAGAGCGCGACGAGCGCGAGGCGCGAUUCAUCGCGCGGCGCGAUGCGCGCGAGGAUCCGGUCCAGCGCCAGCAGCGCCACGACGAGAUCGCCGACGAGAUUCGGCGUGCUCCGGAGCGGGCGGAGAUGCGGCGGAUCAUGGCUCAGGAACGGCGUGUAGAGCAGAACAAGGAGGCAGAUCGCCGCCACAAAGCGAAGAAAAGGGCAGAGCGCCUGGCCGGCCCGUCCCGCUGAGAUUGUCCGCCGCGAGCCUCGCGCAAGCUGAAGCCACGUCCGACACCGCCGGUACUUCUCUCUCUUCCCGUUUCCUUCUCGUCCGCAGCACACGACCGUGCGCCCCGUGUUCUCGUCACUAGCACAUGCUUCUGCACUCGUCGAUCAAGGAGUGGGCAGACGUGGGCAUGUCUCGCCAGUAAUCGCAGUUUCUUCCUCUC
Tilletiopsis washingtonensis is the source of this 1597-nucleotide messenger RNA. RefSeq lists its product as hypothetical. NCBI's taxonomy places the organism in Eukaryota, Fungi, Basidiomycota, Exobasidiomycetes, Entylomatales. The record is from RefSeq and is a predicted model, not a curated record. Bases 72 to 1397 code for a protein of 441 amino acids. The transcript has 5 exons.